Molecule: messenger RNA, 3729 nt
Organism: Umbelopsis ramanniana AG
Lineage: Eukaryota; Fungi; Mucoromycota; Umbelopsidomycetes; Umbelopsidales; Umbelopsidaceae
Exons: 8
Coding region: 88-3414 (1108 amino acids)
Molecular function (GO): RNA binding
Source: RefSeq, a predicted model, not a curated record
CUGCUCCCCCCCCCUUUUUUUUUUUUUUCUUUUCUUUCUUUCUUUGCAUUCUUAGCAGGCUUGGCUUGGCUGCGACAUUGGGAUUUUAUGUCGGACGACUCCUCUUUACCAUCUUCUGGAAGAGGCUAUUCGUUGACAAGAAUGCUAGAAACAGCAGCUGAGGAAGGUGGGAAUGGCGCAAAACCUAAAGGAAUUUUCGCGUCUUCAGCUCACAAAAGUUCGGCUUUGCAAUUUUUGAAACGAUCGGUCGAGAAUGCCAAAUCAGCAAAGUCGAAUGUACCGGUAUACCCUUCUACUAUAUCAUAUGAGGACGAAGAAACUCCGUUGGAUGACCCCGAUACUAGUUCGACUGCUCGAAGACCUCGAGCAGAUACUAUGCCAUCGCUAUCCACCGAGUUUCCUUAUACCGACCGUCAGCUUCCAUACCUUUCAUUGUCAUUGUUACCCUCAUCGACGCCAGCAUCUGUUCCACCGAGAAAUCGAUCUGGCUCAGCUACGUUACCCCCUCCUGAGUCGUCUCAGGCUUUUCACUCGGGCAUUUUUAGUUCCCCUUCAUGGAUUUCUCAAAAUCAAUAUGUGACGCCUCCUACCCCUACUACCGAUCAAAUGAUGAAGGAAGAAUGUGCUGCCGAUACCAUUGCUAGCACCAUGGCAUCUCUCGGUUUGGAUGAUGAAAGACGGAGAGCGUCGUCGUUGCAUCGAUCCGGAUCUUCGCCUGCCUUGAGAAACCAGCCACAGACAACCAUGCAUCAUCAUCCCUUGUUUCCUCCUGUUUCUGUGGAACCAUCGGUUCAUUCAUCUACCAAUUUGACAACCUCGCACCAUCACCGUUCUAUUUCUGGUUCAUCUAAUCAGUCCCUGACAGAUUCCGAUGCGUUUUACCUGAAGUCUGCCUCGUCUUCCUUGAGGACUUCAGCUGUACCGCAAUAUCUCACUCAACCAGGUGGAAGUCGCCCUAGAGCCAUCAGUUUAGGCAUGGCUGAAUCAACUUCAUUUCAGCAAGAUGAAAAUAACUUGGCACCUUCGUUAUCUCCGUCACACCGCUAUCACCGACAUCCGGUGUGGCAAGCAGAAUCGUCACGUAUGCAAACUCGUCGUCAACAUGGAUUGAGAAAUUCUUGCAGCAACUUGGAUUUGCAGAACAUGAUGGGAGAAUCUUCUUCAUUUUCCAACUUUGCAUCUUCUCCUAAUCUAACUGAGCAGAACAUCAUGUACGAUGAAUGGGAUACCCAUGUUUCCUCCGAUCAUGCCCAGUCUCUUUCCACAUCACCUUCAAGCUCGCAAGCGCAGCAGCCAACUCGAUCCUUAUGGCUAGGAAACAUUGAUUCCUCCUUGACAGUGAAUGAUCUGACUCACUUAUUUGGCAUGUAUGGCCCUAUUGAGAGUGCACGUGUCUUGUUAGAAAAGGAAUGUGCCUUUGUCAAUUUUUUGCGACUGGAGGAUGCAUUGGCCGCCAAGGACGACCUUGUCAAUAAGCUGAAUUGUCGUAUAGCCGGCCAUACUGUCAAAGUAGGAUUUGGAAAACCUGAGGCCAUUGCUCAAAUUGGUUGUAACGAACUUGGUGCCAACUCUCAAGGCCCUACUCGGGCUCUAUGGAUCGGCAACUUGCCCAAUGGUACAUCUUCGGGUGCUUUAAUGGCUGCCUUCGCCCCCUUUGGUAACAUUGAAUCAGCUCGAGUGCUUACCCAUAAGAAUUGCGGUUUUGUCAACUUUGAACAACAAGAGGAUGCUAUGCUUGCCAAGAAAUCUCUUCAAAACAAGGAUAUUCCUGGUCUCGGUCCAGCUGCUCGCAUUGGCUAUGCCAAAGUUCCUGGCAACUCGACCACCUCUGCCAUCGACAUUGACGCCAAUUCCAACCCUAGUAGAACACCACACUCAUCGUUCACCUCGCACUCAGGACCAUCCUCUUUACCACAAGCCACGUCGUCUAUGGAUGCCUACCAAACUCGCAUGAUGAUGAUGCUUAUGGCUGAAAUGGCGGGCGGAAAUCCUUCCAACUUGGCGCAAGCCACUAUGCUGGAACGACAAUACAUCAUGAAUGAGUUUGGCGAUGAACCCAGUGAUGGACCCCAAUUUGACACCGCCCCAACUCCUGUCACCUAUUACCCAACUAUUCCCACCGUCGUGGAAUCAGGUGCAGGGCGCAAAAUUGACCCAGUGCGCCUUCGCGACUUCCGUAAGCGACUUGAUGGUGGUAAUGUUACGUUCAAGGAGGUCGAAGACAUUGCAGCGGAUUGCAUGGAUGAUAUUGUGGAUCUUUGCAGUGAUUAUCUUGGCAAUACCGUGGUCCAAAGACUCUUUGAGUAUUGCUGCGAUACCACCAAAACGGCCAUGCUAGAGCAAAUUGCGCCGUACCUUGGAUCAGUUGGUAUACAUAAAAAUGGCACUUGGGCGGCUCAAAAGAUCGUGGAAACCUCAAGGACACCGGGUCAGAUCCAUCUUAUAUGCUUCCAUUUGAGACCCUAUAUUCCUGCUCUACUACUAGAUCAAUUCGGCAACUAUGUUGUGCAAUGCUGUCUAGGACUUGGACCUGAUUUGAAUCAGUUCAUUUUUGACGCUGUCGUUGAAAAAUGCUGGGAGAUAGCUCAAGGUCGUUUUGGUGCUAGAGCUAUGCGUGCUACAUUAGAAAGCCCGCAUGUCACCAAAAGGCAACAGAAAUACGUUGCAUCUGCCAUCGUUCAGAACACCAUCCUGCUGGCUACCAAUACCAACGGAGCGUUAUUGUUGACUUGGUUAUUGGACACUUCGGGACUGAAGGACCGUUAUAGCAUUCUGGUGCCUAGAGUCAUACCACACCUCGCCCAUCUUUGUACGCACAAAUUGGCGUCAUUGACAGUGUUGAAGCUGAUUAACCAAAGGCUGGAACCAAAAGCAAGGGACGAAAUCAUUCAACACUUGUUCUUUUCCGACAGUGACAAUGUCAUUGACGAAGUGCUUUUGGAUCAAGUUCAUGGUGUCGCGCUUGUUCAAAAAAUCCUUUCCACCUCGUACAUUGAGCUGCACGAACGUCAGCACAUCGCUGAAAGGUCUAAGCAAACGUUGUCCAAGCUCAAAGUUCAACAUGUACAAGGAUACAAGCGACUGGUAGAGGAGAUCAACAUGGUCAUGGGAGAUUCGACUGGAGCCGGGUUUGCUGGAGUUCCUGGUUUUGCGGCUCCUUUUGCUCUUACUCCGGAAUUUGCCGCUGCACUGCAGGCCAAGUACCUUGCUGCUCAACAAAAUUCUGAAAAUCGAUUCAGCGUACCUGAGCAAGUGGAAUCAAGUAGCCAGUAUCCCAACCUGGAUACCAAUAUGCUGAAAAUGAUGAUGACCAAUAUCUUCCAGCAAGCCGGUUACCUUGGAGGAGGUUCAUCCAUGCCAUCUAGUGAUACUGAACAAGAUAAGGUAGCCGAGGACAAGGACACGUCAAACUAAAGUACUCUUGGCUUUGUAUGAUGGCAACAACGUAAUUGCAAAUCUACACACACGCCCGCCCCACUUCGCUCUUAUAUAUUCACCAUUUGAAAAAAAAAAACCCCCCCCCCACACACACACAGGCUUUUUGUAUUCCAUUCUUUCUGUUCAAACCUGUGAGAUGCAUAUACAUUCUCAAAACACACACACACACAUCAAGCAACCCCCAAUUUCUCUCUUUUUUCUUUAUACCAAGGCAUGAUCUUUUCUUUCUUUCACCUGAGAAAGUGAAGCAUUUUUUCAAUUGUUUGCUCGUUCUUUUUUUUUCGUUGUUUA